GAGUCUUUUUUUGGGCGUUGAUGUUGUACUGAGGGACUACGAGGCAGAGCAAAAGGGAGCUCUGUUCUGCAGAGAGGAAAUGGGCGUUCUCCUUGGAAAGUUUGGAUGGAGUGAUUGAAAAAAAUAAAGGGGGUGUGGCAAGGCUAAGAAAGGAGGGGACCACCUAGAGGGGCACAAUGCUGUAGAGUGCUGAAGCUGCUCCCGAGAUCUGAUUCAGAGGAACCGGCAAUACCUGGGCAAAUUGAAAAUGGCAUACCUGCUUAUGUUUGUGACCCUGCUGCAUCUCAUCACGCUGGCCAUGCUGUUCAUAGCAACCAUGGAGAAGUCCUGGUGGGUGUGGGAUGGCAUGGAGAACUCAGACCUAUGGUAUAACUGUAGGUUUGACAACAUCACGGGAACCUGGCUUUGUGCAUCCACCAAAGAAACUGAGUGGCUUCAGGCAGUGCAGGUCCUGAUGGUUCUCUCAGUGGUCUUCUCUUCAGUCUCCUUCUUGGUGUUCCUGGGUCAACUGUUCACCAUGUCUAAGGGUGGACUCUUCUAUUUCACUGGGCUGUGUCAAGUCUUUGCAGGCCUGACGGCCUUUUCUGCAGCUCUCAUCUACACAUUACACAAAAAGGAAAUCCUUCCAAAAUCCAAAGAACUGACUUCAGGACACUUUGGCUACUGCUUCAUCCUGGCCUGGGUGUGUGUCCCUUUGUUGCUGUGUAGCGGUGUCAUAUACAUUCACCUGCGUAAGAAAGAAUGACCAGAAAAAAGGAAAACAAAGUACUGAAUUGAAUUGACUUCUUGUUAAUCAGAAAUGUUAAUUUGUCAUAAAGUCAUAAAAUGCUUAUGUUAUGAUUUUUGCUCAGGCUUUGGUUAAUGUGAUAAUGUGUUUGAGUUGUAGAUACAUGUAUAUUGGAAAAAUUAUCAGGAAAUGAGGGGCUAUCUCUUAAGCAAAAAUUGAAUCCUCAAUAUCAAUUCAGUAUAUAAUCCUUACCUUCUGUUUAAAGAUGUUUUUAUUAUAAGAGAUUUUUGUUGUCCACUGUAGUCAUAUGUUGACCAAGGAAGGCGAAUACCAAAGCAGAAUCACGUAUUUUUUAUCUAGUGUUGUAGACCUUACAAAGGAUUGGAAUUGCUUUAUUUUUCACUUGAGCAAACUGUGUGUGUG
Messenger RNA from Xiphias gladius (swordfish), 1150 nucleotides. RefSeq names its product epithelial membrane protein 3-like. Bases 248 to 745 code for a protein of 165 amino acids. Gene Ontology annotation, cellular component: plasma membrane. The record is from RefSeq and is a predicted model, not a curated record. The transcript has 5 exons. NCBI's taxonomy places the organism in Eukaryota, Metazoa, Chordata, Actinopteri, Istiophoriformes, Xiphiidae.